GCCUUGUCCCUGCCUUAGUGGCCCAGCGGGCGAAGCUCUUGGUGGCACAGAAGUCAUGUCAGCCAUGGAUUUAAAUGCAGAAAGAGAGAAGAUCAGGAAAGAAAUCGAGGAACUGGAGAGGAGCUUGGACCCCAACGCUGCAACCAUUGAAGUGGUUGUUUCUGAAUCGAGUCUCGAUUCUGAUUCUGGAGAUUCCCUGGAAGAUGACGGCUUGGACACACACGUCUCUGCGGAGGAGAAACAGUCCAGAGAGGACAGCAAUGAAGAUGAUGAUGACGACAAGGGUAAAAAUCUCCCUGAAGACCCAGAGACUUGUCUGCAGAUGAACCUAGUGUAUCAGGAAGUCAUUCAAGAAAAGAUAGAGGAAGUUGAAGUUCUGCUCGCUCAAAAUAAAGAGCAACAGGAGGAGGUCAUGUGGGCUGUAGCUGGUUCUAAGACUGCCAAGACUAAAGAGGGAAAGAGUUUGCCUUCCAACAUCUUCGUGGGCCAUUUCAUGAAGCCGUACUUCAAGGAUAAAGCUACCGGAAUCGGACCCCCAGCCAACGAAGAAACCCGAGAAAAGAGAGCCCAGGGCAUAAAGUCUUUCGAGGAGCUGCUGGUGACCAAAUGGAAAACUCGAGAAAAAACCUUACUUCGAAACUCAGUGAUGAGCGACCGCCUGCAACGUUUGCUUCAGCCCAAGUUACUGAAGCUCGAAUACUUGAAUCGGAAACGUGAAAAACUCGGGAGCAAAAUGGACCGGCAGAUUGUGGAGAAGCAGAUCGCCGAAACGGAGAAAGAGAUCGAGGACAUCAAUCAGCUUCCCUCUGAGAGACUGUUGGGGGACAGACUGGAUGAGCACGACUGGGAGAAGAUUUCCAAUAUCAACUUUGAAGGAACCCGCAAUGCUGUCGAGCUGAGGAAGUUCUGGCAGAACCACGAGCACCCCCGCAUCAACAAAGCCGAGUGGGGCGAGAAGGAAAUCGAGAAGCUCAAGGAGGUGGCAGCAAAACACAGUUACCUCAACUGGCAGGAGAUAGCCGAGGAGCUGGGGACAAACCGCAGCCCGUUCCAGUGCCUGCAGAAGUACCAGACCUACAACAAAGACUUCAAGAGGAAAGAAUGGACGAAAGAGGAGGACAAGAUGCUCACCCAGCUGGUUGGAGAAAUGAGAGUCGGGAGCCACAUACCCUAUAAGAAAAUUGCGUACUACAUGGAAGGAAGAGAUUCAAUGCAGCUAAUAUAUCGCUGGACCAAGAGCCUAGAUCCCAAUCUGAAAAAAGGAUUCUGGACCCCAGAGGAAGAUGCUAAGUUACUGAGAGCCGUCGCCAAGUACGGGGAGCGCGACUGGUUUAAAAUUCGGGAAGAGGUGCCGGGUAGGAGUGAUGUCCAGUGCCGAGAUCGCUAUCUAAAGAGAUUACAUGUCAACUUAAAGAAAGGGAAGUGGAGUCCAAGUGAAGAAGAAAAGUUGAUUGAGUUGGUAGAAAAACAUGGCGUGGGUCACUGGACGAAAAUAGCUGCGGAGCUGCCUCAGCGGACGGGCUCCCAAUGUCUAAGCAAGUGGAAGAUAAUGAUAGGGGACAAGAAGAAGCAGAGGAGCAGAAAACGGCAGCGGAAAUCCCGGCGGGGGCCCAGGAGCAGCCAGCACAUCCCCAGCAGCUCCGAGGAGUCCGAGGUCGAGUUCACGGACAACUCGGAGGAGGAGGAGGAGGAGGAGGAGAAGUCAGACCGGGAGAAGGAACCGGCAGCGUCGGGCUACACGGUGCCCAGUAUAGACCUGUGGAUCCCCACCGGGGAGCCCCAGGCCAAGCCGAGAGGGGCCGUCACCGUUCCGACCCCGUGGCCCAGGGCCCGCACGACAGGGUCGGGCAGCGACAGGGCGGCCCCGGGCCCGGCCGGGGAGCCUGGCGAGGGGUGGCCCCGGGGCCAGGGCGCCUCCUUGGACGUCAGUGCCGCCCCUGAGGGCUCUCCGUGUGCCCGUUCGACAGACGUCCCCCCGGAGAAUCCGGAGCCCCAAGCGAAUCCAGAGCCCCUAGAGAAUCCGGAGCCUUUGGAGAAAGAGGCCCCAAGAAGCGGAGGAAAGCAAGUGUUGAAAGUCACACCCGAUGAAGUGAAGAAGCUCCUGAGAAGUAAUACGUACAUUCUGCGUCGCAAGUUGCAGGAGAAGCUGAAGAAACCCCACCUCCGCACGAGCUCCCCGAUGCCUCAGGUUUCCGCCGGCGUGUCCGGAGACCAGGAGCGGCAAGAGUGGGAAAACACCGUGGAGAAGAGGCUGCAGCGACUCAAGGUUGGCUUGCGGAGGAACAUCCGGAGGAGCAACCUGGACCGCAGGCUCCUGUUGGCGGUCACCCCCUGGGUGGACAACGUGACACUCCCUCGUUUCCAGAGCCCCAGGAAAGGUCCGGUCCUGCAGACAAAAGUCAGAAAGAAGCCAUCGCAGGCAACGUCGCUGACGAGCACCCCGAUGUUCACCCUGUUUAUCCAGCUGUUCCAGAUCGAUGCCGACGGCUGCAUGAAGGUGAUCCAAGAGAGGAAAGCAAACCAGGUGGAGGUGGUCCAGGCAGAACCUGGAAAUCCAGAACAGCUCCGGCAGGCAUCCUGCAGUUCCCAGGACUUUUCAGGCUGCCUACCCCAGAAGGACCUGGCCAAGGGAAACGCGAGAAGACGCGGUGCCCCAAGGGUGGAAGAUGGCCAGCUGGCUGGGGACAGCACGGUUCCGUCCACUCCCCAGCCCCAGAGGCCGAAGCCCAAGACUGUUUCCCAACUACUGAGAGAGAAGCGUCUGAGGGAGUCCAAGGCCACCGUGCCGAACCCCGUCAUCCUGGCCCCCCAGGUGCUGGUCUCCCCACCCGUGCUCCUCCAGCACCCUCUGCAACCAGUUAACCCCUCCGGGCCAACCACUGCCACGCCGGCACAAGCGGGCCCACCCGGGAAACCGGCCACCCCCUCCCCGACCACCGUGUCCUCAGCAUCCCCUCAGGCCCUGGCCUCCGGGACUCCCGCCGUGGCCCCUGAGAACAGCUCUGGCCAGGUCAGUUCCGAGGCCUCACGGGCAGUUGGAGUCCCAGAAGACCCAAAGACGAAAGAAGAAGGGAAGGGCCCUGCCCCACUAACCGUGGUCAUUCCCUCCCCGGGGGACGGGCGAGGCCGAGUCCAGGAUGGCGGAAGCCCGCUGCCCAGGUUGCCGCCAAACCCCGCUCCUGGGCCAGGGCAGCUCCUCGCCGUCUCGGCCCCCGGCAGCUUCACGCUUGCUCCGGGGGUCCCCAGUGGGGGGAAGCAGGGUCCGCCCGAGGCAUCGCCUCUCCUCCCGCCAGCCCCGGUCCGCUUCCAGCAACCUAGGCUCUUGCCUGCCCUGGCAGUCCGCCCCAGCGGCCCUCAGGGCGUCCCCAGCGAAAUCCUGCCCUUCACCUGGAUGGUCACGCCACAAGGGCUGGUCCCCGUGUCUGUGCAGGCGCUUGUGGGCCUCCGUGGCCCGAGCAAGACGGUCGCGGAUCUGGGGGCUGCCAACCGGCAGGGGCCUGGGGGGCCUGCCCUGAGGCUGCUCCUCCCCCCAGCUACCACUCCCCUGGCUGUCACCAGUUCAGGUGCCCCUGGAACCAACACAGCGGUGGUGGCCCCGGGGUCUUCUCCUUCCAGUCGUAGUGAGGCAGGAGAGCCAGCUCCCCCGACUGUGGAGUUGAGCCACUCGGCCUCUCUCCCCUCUGCAGCCCCUCCCGACCGAGAGGUGAGCGCGGCAGAGAAGUCAGAGCCCCCUCAGCCCACACCACCGCCCCAGUCCCAAAACCCCGACGGCGGUCAGAGGGCCGAGUCCCUCGGCUCCCGUGGACUCCCCGCCCCGGACACCAGAAGUCCAUCUUUCGGGGACGGUGAGGCCCCCAGCAGCCAGAGCCACCUGCCGAAAGGCCUGCUGACCACGCAGGAGGGCGGGUGUCCCGACCGGACCGCUGCUUCCGGAAACUCGGCUCCAACUACCGCUCCCCUCCCCACGCCGGUCAGGAAGGAUCGGCCUGUCGCGCCUCAGCCAGGGGCGACGCCUCCCCCGGGCGGGCACCCGUCCCCAGCCGACCCUCCCUUGGGAGGCGACCAGCCUCCGGGGCCCGCGGCUCUCGAUAAAAGCAAGCUGGACCCGACCCUCAUCUCGCUGGAGGACGAGGCGACGGUCAGGGAGUGGAUGAAGGGGAAGCGGGGAGUCCACGUGCCCCCCCUGAAGAGCAACCUGCCUUACCUGCCGCCUUCCGUGUACAACUUGAAGACCCUGUCGGCACUCCUGCGGGAGAAGAAGAACCUGGAGCGGAGCGCAGCGAGCCUCGUGGCCGGCGACGGAGGCCCCGCGGGAAGCGAGCCGUCUCCGGAGGGUCUGGAGGCCGUUCGGGCUCUGGUACACGAGCGGUUAAAGGACAACCCGGCCUUUCUCCUCCUGAAAGCCAGGUUUUUAUCAGCGUUCACCCUUCCGGCUUUUCUGGCCACCCUCCCCCCCCCGGGGGUUCCCACCACCCUCUCUAGGAGGCCAGAAGAGAGCGAGGAAGAGGACGAGGAUGACGACGAAGAGGAGAAGGACCUGACGGACGAGGAGAGCGGCAGAGAGGAUGACCCGCCCGGGGAAACCCGGUCCGGCCCAGAAGCUGCGACCUCCGGCCGGGUAACUGAAGCCGAAGGCCAAGGACCACAGCCCACCCCCGGCCGCUCUGAUGAAAUGGAUGAGUUGGAGGGGGUGCAAACGAGGAAGCGCGUCCGUUCCAGGAAGCGAAGAAAACUGAAGUGAAAGGAAGGCUUGGGGAAUCCUCUCGUUGAAGCCUGCUUGUGGAGCGGAGAGGGGCAGCCCCUCGACUCCAAAGGCUGCCGACCCCGCAGAAAAUAAGGCAAGAACAGAACAAGCCUUUGGAGCACCCACCCAGGCACGAUUUAGCGACUCACCCUGAUGGAGUUCGAUUUUCGCGCCGGCCCACCCUCUCCGGUCCCUGGAAACUGGAAACUCAACUCCUCUCUGUAAGGUCAAUGCUGCUGCCCUCUCGCCGGAACCCGACGUUAAGCACCGCGACCGCGAAGCUAAAGGGGGCCGGGGGUCGGGAGAAAAGUUUAAUAGUAUUUAUUUUUGUUGUCUGGAAUUUAUUUAUAUUUUUACAUUCUGACGGUUCUUCGUUGAGAACCCAGAGCUGGGGUUCUGCGUCAGCUUGGGAACAGCAGUGUGGAGUAUAUUUCAUACAGUCGACUUGGAAACAGGAACAUUGUUUAACUGUGAGGCUAUUUUGUACCGAUACGAGGAGUCCGAAUAUUUGUUCAAGAUAGGGGUUUUAUUUUUCUCAUUAAAAGCAAAACCCAGGCUCCGGGAA
Molecule: messenger RNA, 5309 nt
Organism: Tachyglossus aculeatus (Australian echidna)
Lineage: Eukaryota; Metazoa; Chordata; Mammalia; Monotremata; Tachyglossidae
Gene: SNAPC4
Product: small nuclear RNA activating complex polypeptide 4
Exons: 24
Coding region: 56-4741 (1561 amino acids)
Source: RefSeq, a predicted model, not a curated record